Molecule: messenger RNA, 363 nt
Organism: Ambispora leptoticha
Lineage: Eukaryota; Fungi; Glomeromycota; Glomeromycetes; Archaeosporales; Ambisporaceae
Source: the annotation of a GenBank genome assembly
ACAUCACCAAACAGAAAUACCUUGUAGAUACUGAAAUGGCUACCCCUAUUACUGAAUUAGAAAAUACACAAACUGACAACAAAAUGGAAACUGACACAGAGCAAGAAAGUUCUAAUAUACGUUCAUACAGCCAAGUAACUAAACAAAACCUGACAAACAACACCAUGCAGAUAGACGAGGACCCAACCCAGAAAUGUUUCCAAUCUAGCACAGUCUACAGGAAUUUAUCAAAUACAAAAUCGCAACUAAACCCACUCUCAAACAAAUUCCCCCAGAUAUUCUUGCCAAAUUUAAACACCUUGACAGAUCAUUCUUCCUCACCUUUACUAGAGCCAAGCGCUUUACCCCACAACACCAAACUGA